Messenger RNA from Porites lobata, 1452 nucleotides. The record is from the annotation of a GenBank genome assembly. Lineage: Eukaryota; Metazoa; Cnidaria; Anthozoa; Scleractinia; Poritidae.
GCAGAAGAUUUGGAGAUGAAGACUCUAAUUCUGUUGGCAUUGCUUGGCUUUGUACUGGCCUUCAGCUUGGCUAUUCCAUUCAACGAAGAUACUGCUGAAGCAUAUGAUGCUGAAAGGAACGAACUUGAGAGGGACAUCCAAGCAGACGAAGAUGAACGGUGAGAAGGAAACGUGGGCGUGGCAUCAUGUUAAUGAAAGAUUUCCGAAGAAAAUUUUAGCUUAUCUGUAAUAUAUUAAAAUGCCAUCAUUCCUAGUCUUCUAAAUGUGUAGUACAUGCUUUUGUUUGUACAUUCUUCAAACAAAAAAGCUUUGUCAAAACAUUUUAUUAUUAUUAUUAUUAUUACUAUUAUUAUUAUUGUUAUUAUUAUUAUUAUUGUUAUUAUUAUUAUUAUUAUUAUUAUUUAUUUCAUUAUUAUUAUUACUAUUUUUUUUGGUUUUGUUUUUUUUUUAGCAGUUGAAAGAAACUUUUGAAUCUUAGAGGUUGACAGUUUUUUUUUUAUUGAAAUGAAAUGUUUUUUAAUUCGAAAAAAUUUUUUCUUAGUUUUAAUUAACUUUUUUUUUAAGCUAAAUUAAGUGCUUUUUUUAAAUCGACAGAAAUUGUAAAUAGAGUUUUUGAAUGAAUAGUUUUUUCUUUUUUUUUUUAAGCGAAUUAAUUGUAAAUAGGAUUUUAAUAGUUUUUUUUUUUUAAUAAAAUUGUCUAGUAGUUUUAUAUUUCAAAAUAGUUUGUAUUUCUUUCUCUACAAAAAUUGAAAUAAAAAUUUGUAAAAACAUUAUUAUUAUUAUUAUUAUUAUUAUUAUUAUUAUUAUUAUUAUCAUUACUAUUAUUUUUAGUUUUAACUGUUUUCUUUUUUUUCUUGAACGUUUUUCGUCCAGCAAGUUACUGAAUCAGUUAUGAACUCAACAAGGUUAAAUUUCUGUUUAUGGGAUGAUGUUAUACUGUACUUGAAUUUUGUUGUGUCUCUAGAUAAAAACUUCUUUAAAUUGAUCGCCAACAAAACACAUAACUAAUGGUUUUGGCUAUGGGUACCUGUGUUGGUCUGCUAAGUUCACCACGCAGCCUUGUCUAAUUGUCGGUAAAGCACAAUUAUAAUUAUAGCCUUUGCCGGAUAGUUAAAUAAAAAGGUAUAGUUUACAGUUUGAUAAUUUGGAUGAAUGAAUAAAGUUUGCAACAAGCACUGGGAAAAAACUUUCGGAUUUACACAAAAAACAAAUAUCAUAUCAUUAGGAUUAAAUAUCGAAUAUCAAUUUCAUUUGCCUUAUUGCAGGAACAAAGGUAUAAACGACAGAAACGAAAACGAUCAAGACGAAGAAGACGAUGACGAAAACGUUUAUGCUGUACAGCCAGUGGACGAUGAUGACCAGGAAGUGGAGAACCAAGAUGAGAAUGAAAACGCUUUGAUCAAUCCAGGAAAUAAAGUUGAAGAACCUGUCUGGCCUCUUCUCAUUGGUCGC